AGCCAUUCUCUCACUCUCUCUCUAUCCUUUCCAUUUGCUGUUUGUCUACCGGUAUCACCAUGGCGUCCUCUCCUGAUGCUGCAAAGGAUACGUCCGUCGAAGGUCGUCUCUCGACGGUGCGCAAGGCUGUCCGAAAAGCCACUGAAGAAGCCUUGCAGGAAGUGGCCUUGUCGACGGGAACCACGGAUGGCACUGGUCCACAAUUCGCCGAUCCCAAUGCCAGUUUCAACCUGGGGAUGGAGCUCUUUGGCCAGCCCCAAUCGGUGGUCCAGAAGAAUGUGCGGGAAAAGCUAGACGAAAUUGAGGGCGAGCUGCAAGAAGUGAAACAAGUGGUGUCAUCGCGUCAAUGGAAGAGCAAGACCGAAGACCAAGAGAACAUUGCCGAAAAUCCUGCCAACCAAGAAACCAAGGGAAAGACCAAGGAAGAGCUGCAAGCCGAAGCCAAGUUGCUUUCCAAAAAGAUUAGCUUUCUCCGACAAUGCAGUCUUGCUCGGUCACUCUUGGACGAAUCCAUGGCGCUGUCCAAGCCAGGGUUGGCACUCGACCCCAAGUGGAUUGAAUCGGCGCAAAAAUUGGCCAAGGCGGAGGACACCAUCGAAGAGGCACAGCAUUUGCUCACCAAAGAUGAAAAAUUGCAAGAUUCACCAGCACUGGUGGCGGGAUACAAAAUCAUUGAUUCCAUUCUCUCUUCCAUUCGACGAGAACGUGUCGAUUUGCUCGACAGAGCCAAGGUUAUGUUUGACAUUUGUGUCACUUUCACCGACCAAUCCAUCGAAGUUCGCGGAGCAGACGCUUCGUCGGAUUCUUCCAUUAGUGAAACGGAAAAUUCCAGUCUGGAAGAAGUCUAUGGAGUGCUGGAAGCUUUCUCGUCGGCGGAAGAGUCCAACUCUGCUUUGAAAGAAACCAUGCGCCGAUUCACUUCCAAAUUGUUUCGUCAGGUGCUAAAACCGGUGCUGGACAUGGCAAGCACUACCAAACCGGAUCCCGUACUAUCGCUGACAGACACAAGCGAGGAGGAAUCGGAGGAUAACGUCAAGAAAUUGGAAUGGACCUUUAAAGAAAACAUUGUCGAAAACAACACAACAUUUCACACGGGACGAAUUCGGGUCAAAGGAGCCGUUCUACGACUCACGUGGGAAAAACAUCAGAGUGUGGAGAAAAACGAUUCCAGCAACAAUAAAAAGAAACUUCAAAAGCAAGAAAUUGUAUUGGAAAACUGGAAACAGGCCUUGAACUUUCUCCACCGGACGUUGGAGUUUGUAUACGACAACGUUCUUCUUCAGAAUGACAUUUUGUGUCGGCAAGUGGGCAGCAAAUUGUUUGGGAAACCCAAUGCCAUGCCAGCCACUUUGAAUCUGGAAGCUUUAGGGCUGGAAAGCCGUAUGAUUGGUGGAAAUGACAACGGCAUUGUCAUGGAAAGCCUCGUGGACUCACUGGCCAAGACAUGUAUCCCCGAACGACUCAAACCAGACGAAAUGCCGCAACUGCAAGCAAUGGCGGAAGAGCUCCGUCGCAUUACGCUUCCCUUUGUUCAGACACUGGUGGAGAUGAAUUUUGUUACCCCGACAGACGAAACCAUUCCCGAUGGAAGCAAUGGUACGAGGUUAGAAGCCUUUUCCACCAACUUUGAACGAAAAUUCAUUGACAACCGCCGAUGCUUGAUUCUCAAUCAAGCACGUGCCAUCUUGCUGAAGAACGACUAUCACAAUACGGUGGUGACAGGAGUGGAUGUACAGUCCAAGAGGGAAAAGAAUGAAGUCCUGCGUGAAAUCUACAAGGGAUCCAAGGAAGAUGUGUUUGAGCUUCACAAGUGCAGCAUCUCGGAUACAGCGUUCAAACUUAUGGCGCUGGUAAGAGAAGCAAUGGACGAAUCCGUAGAGCACGCUGUGGCUCGUUCCGAAGAAGACAGAGAUACACCCAUGGCAAUCUUUCCAGCAACGCUCUAUCGUGCGGCCAGAGAAGCCCUGGACCUGUUUCGUGCCAUUAUUCAAGCCACGCAUGGCAAGGAGAUCGCAACAGUUCCACGUACCGCUGCAGUGUUCCACAACGACUGUGUAUACUUCCAACAUCAGUGCCUUUGGUUGGGUCUCGAGUACAAGAAGAAACUCCCCACAGCUCCGAAAGAACCCAACGAUGCUGCAUCGUUGUUCCAUGACACAUGCACCUUUCUCGAUAUGGUUCCUCUCUUUCGAGAACUUGCCGAUCGUUCCAUGAAGGAAAUGCUCGAGCUCCAAGCCCACCAAUUGAUUGAUAUUGUGGGAAAGCGGAUCACCAUCUUUGGAAAGUCUCUCCGAUCGGACGAGAUUCUGGCAGAGUGGUCGGAGGCAGAAACCGCAUUGGCUGCUGGAUUGUACCACAUUCGGCAUCUUUCGGAAAACUGGAACAUGAUUCUAUCACACGACAUCUUUGUCCGCUCCGUUGGGUACCUUGCUGACACUUUGUUUACAAUCUACCUGGAGCAAGUUACGAGCGCCUCUGAUAUCAGCGAAAGUGCUUGCCACUUUGUGAGUGCACUAUUUUCGAAGGCGACCAAUACUCUUGGAGGAUUUCUUGGAGGCGACAAGUCUGGUUCCGCUGUCUGGGGCCGUUUCGAGGCGAUUGGUCGCUUCAUGGACAUGACCCUGCUGGACAUUCAAAACAACCUUGCAAAUGGAGCAUUCCGAGAUGUUAGCGGUCAAGAGCUCAAGAGGCUUAUCACUGCCACCUUCGAUGACGGUCCAAAACGACAGCGCCUCCUUCAGGCCUUGUCCUCGCAGCAGUGAGUGUAGUGCACUAUUUAAAAACAAAGGAGAUCACAGCUCUCCUUUAGAAUUCGAGCAAACCCAAUACGGACUACAGUACAGCAUUACGGUACCAGCUUCAUAACACCACGGUGCUACAAUGAUGAUUUUUCAUGACCUCCCUGCCAUCGUGGAACCUUCGGUUGCUGCUCAAACAGCUCUCUUGGCUUCCAAUCUACACUGUGGUGGAUUAUUGUGACGUACUAAGACAUGUUCCUGUGCAGUUCCGCAAUAUAAGACAUAGCAAAAAGAUCACGUGUUGACGGUGAAGCGUCGCC
Messenger RNA from Seminavis robusta, 3058 nucleotides. The record is from the annotation of a GenBank genome assembly. Lineage: Eukaryota; Bacillariophyta; Bacillariophyceae; Naviculales; Naviculaceae.